UCAUCCCUUAGGGCGAAAAAGAGCCCCAACCUCAUGAAGAAAAUAAAGAGAGAAGACAGAAAAAGAAAAAAACUAUUAAUUAAAUUGAUCUUUCUUAUAUAUACAAGACAUGAACUUUUAUAAGUUACACUAUCAUAUCCUUUCCCCAUAGCAGAUGGCUAACAGCCUUCUUCUUCUUCUUCUUCUUCUUCUUCUUCUUUUUCCUCUUCCUACAAAUAUAUAAUAUUACAAUUUCAAAGAAUUAAACUCAGCACUGUCAGCCAUGGAAGCUUCUUCCCAGUCUCUAUCCAUAGAAAGCUUCUCAUACAGUUGGUUGGUGAACAUGAGAUCAUCCUUUGACAUUAGCUGUGGCAAUUCCUUCAGAACCUCUCUUGAUGAAGCUUCCUUCAUUGAAAUGGAUCCUACAAUGCCACCCUCCAAGAGAUUCUACUUCACUAAUUCCUCUCGGCCUUCUCACGACUUCAAAUUCCCCGCUCUCUCCCCGUCUCCCUCGCUCCCUCUCGUACAUGCUGACCAGCUCAUCUCCAACGGCUACCUCGUCCCCUUGCAAGCGUACGAGGGCGUAUUGGGUGCCAUGAUAGGUUCACCCGAUGUUAAGCUCACGGCAGAGCCACCGGGGAAAUCGGAGUCGUUGAGGAAGUGUUGCAGGAGAUUAUCAAGGCAGAUUUUUGAGAAAUAUUUGAACUUUUUAAGGCCACUUUGCAGAAGGUUUCAAAGGGUAGGAGGAGGAGGAAAUUGUGGGAAUGGUAAAUUAGGAGGGAAGAAGUUGUUGUUCCAUGGUGGAACUACAAGAGAAGCUCAUCAUCAGUGUUUUGAUGAAUGGAGAAGAUCUUCUUGUGAUUCUGAGACCUCAAUUUAUGAUGCAGUUCUUCACUGCAAAAACUCCAUAGGAAAAUGAAGAGGAGAAAAAGAAAAGGGGGAAGAAAAGGAUGAUGAUGAUGAUGAACAUAAGGGCAAUACAGUUGUUGUUGUUUGUCUGUUUUGUUUGUGUAAUUUGUGGGAUGGGAAAAUGCAAUAGUGUUUUGUCAUUGUGAGUUAAAGAAGAAUCUGUUUGGAUCAUGAGAGUGGAAAAAUUGUGGCCUUUGAUGGAAGGGAAAAAGGGCUAUCAUAUUAAAUUUUUGUUGUCUUUAUUCCUUGUGAAACACAGACCACUAAAUUUAAGGACACAAAAUCUCUCCCUUUCUUCUUCUUCUUCCUCCUCCUUUCUUUUUUGCUGUGAGAGACCACUCCCACACUUUUCCUAUUUCAAAGUUUUCUGUCAUAAAUACAAUCAAACAACAAGGGUCUCAUGCUGAUUUGGACUUCAA
Messenger RNA from Benincasa hispida (wax gourd), 1307 nucleotides. Its product is annotated as putative membrane-associated kinase regulator 6. The record is from RefSeq and is a predicted model, not a curated record. NCBI's taxonomy places the organism in Eukaryota, Viridiplantae, Streptophyta, Magnoliopsida, Cucurbitales, Cucurbitaceae.